CUCAAAAUGGCGGCUUCACAAAAUCAACAAUGAUUCGCACGCAGUAAACAAGGGAAAAUCCACUGACUGGACCUGUGUCUUGUUGCAUGCAUCGGUGUACUAUGAAGUCUGAAGAUAUUUAUUUGCUUUAGAUGCGUGAACAAAAGGAUAAAAUGAAGAAGGACCCGAAAAUUGAUAAUCACCGUCCAUACAAAAUAUCCCAUCAGACACUAUGUAUCACUGCCAUCAACUUCGAGAAACAAUCCUUGAUUGGUUAUGUGGAGCUGAGUCUUUACCCCCAGAAGCCGGACUUACGGAGGUUAAAGAUAAACAGUAAACAAUGCAGAAUCUACCGAGUAUGUAUCAAUGAUACAUGGGAAGCAGCUUUCCUCUACAAUGACCCAACACUGGAGAUCUGUCAAGGGGAUGCUAAACAGCGGAACCUUGAUUUUUUCCAAAACUGCCAUCUGUCUGCCAUGACAGCUGUAGAAGCAGACAAUGCCAAUGGAGAGGUGACAAUCAGGCUGCCCCAGGAAGCCUUCCCUUUAAUGGCAGAAAUGCGUGCCAUAAGGAUCUCCAUUGAGUUUUCACUUGACAAUCCUAAAGGUGGUGUACAUUUUGUUGUGCCCAACAUUGAAGGUAGUCUUGCUGAGAGGGGAGCUCAUAUGUUCUCCUAUGGCCAUGAAAAUUCUUCAAGGCUGUGGUUCCCUUGUGUGGACACAUUCUCAGAGCCAUGUUCAUGGAAGCUGGAGUUCACUGUUGACCGCGAGAUGACUGCUGUGUCCUGUGGGGAUCUGAUUGAGGUCAUCUACACACCGGACAUGAAGAAGAAGACCUUUCAUUACUACCUGUCAACACCAACCGCAGCCCCAAACAUUGCCCUGGCUGUUGGACCAUUUGAGAUCCUGGUUGAUCCCAAUAUGCAUGAAGUGACCCACUUUUGUUUGCCUCACCUGUCUUCAGUGCUGAAACAUACCACUAGCUACCUACAUGAGUCUUUUGAGUUCUAUGAGGAGCUGCUGUCCAGUAGAUAUCCCUACUCCUGCUACAAGCAGGUGUUUGUGGAUGAGAGUUAUGUAGAUGCCUCUUCUUAUGCUACCAUGACCAUCUUCAGUGUUGAUCUACUUCAUUCCUCACGUAUCAUCGACCAGACCUUCAUAACACGGCGACUCAUGGCCACUGCAGUUGCAGAACAGUUCUUUGGUGCCUUCAUUGCCAUGCAGUCCUGGAAUGAUGCAUGGUUGCCCAAAGGAAUGGCCAACUAUCUUUCUAGUCUGUUCAUCAAGAAGACAUUUGGUAACAAUGACCACAAGAUGACCAUUUACAAGCAUCUGCAGGACGUGUGUGAGUACGAGGGUAAGGUGGGAGGUGUGGUGCUGGACCCUGUGGGCAAGGAGACCAACCAGCACUUCUCCAUCAAGAGUCCCCACACCGUGUCCCCCAAGUACCUAGAUGUGUUUGUCAAGAAGGCCCUGCUGGUCAUCCGCAUGCUGGAGUUCAGGCUGGGCUCCGAGCUGCUUCUGCAGGUGUUGAACAAGCUUCAAGCUCUUGCCUUCACAGCCUCACAGCAGAAGUUCUUUGCUAACACCUGGUCCAACAUGCUUGUCUCCACAUCAUCUUUUCUCAAGAUCAUCUACACAGUUACAGGAAAAGACAUCCAGCCUUUUAUCGACUUGUGGGUUUAUCAGAGUGGUUGUGCCCAUUUCUUCGGUAACUUUGUGUUCAAUCGCAAGAGGAAUGUUGUUGAGCUGGAGAUAAAGCAGGACCUUAAUGCCAAGGGUGCCCUGAAAUAUGUGGGCCCUCUAACAGUGACCAUCCAGGAGUUGGAUGGCUCCUUUAACCACACCUUCAAGAUUGAGGAAAACAAGACCAAGUUUGAGAUAACAUGCCAUUCCAAAAGUAGGAGGAACAAGAAAAAGAAGAUUCCAUUAAUCACAGGAGAAGAAGUUGACAUGGACCUAAGUGCUAUGGAUGCGGACUCUCCGGUGCUGUGGCUGAGAGUGGACGCAGACCUGCAGCUUCUCCGCCAUGUCACCUGGGAGCAGCCUGAUUACAUGUGGCAGUACCAGCUCAAGUUUGAACGAGACGUGUCUGCUCAGUUACAGGGUAUUUGGGCCUUGGAGCACUACCCAACUCCACAGACUCGCUUGGCGCUGACAGACACUAUAGAGAACGAACACUGCUUCUACAAGGUGCGGAUGGAUGCCUGCAUCUGUCUAGCUAAGGUAGCUAACUCCAUGGUAGCGGGAUGGACCGGGCCUCCAGCCAUGAUGAUCAUGUUCAAGAAGAUGUUCGGGUCUCACUCAUGCCAGGCCAUCAUCCGACAGAACAACUUCAGCAACUUCCAGCACUACUUCCUGCUUAAGACCAUCCCAAUGGCUAUGGCCAACCUGAGAACUGUCCACUGUAUCUGUCCUCCUGAGGUGAUGCGCUUCCUGCUGGACCUCUUCAAGUACAACGACAACAGCAAGAACAAGUAUUCAGACAACUACUACAGAGCUGCUCUCAUUGAUGCAAUGUCUGCCACCAUUACCCCUGCUGUCACUCCGGUAGUAAUCUCGGAACUUGGUAAAAGUACAGACAGUCUGACUGCAGACACAAAACAGUUUCUUGAAGAGAUCACAAGAUGUCUGAAUCUGGAGAAGCUGCUUCCUUGCUACAGACAUACAGUUACAGUCAGUUGUAUACGGGCGAUACGCAGCCUGCAGAAGUUUGGCCACCUACCCAACGACCCAGAGCUCUUCAAGAGCUAUGCCGCAUAUGGAGUGUUCCGGGAUGUCAGACUAGCUGCAUUCAGUGCUAUUGUAGACUUUAUUAAAGUUGACCGUAACUCUGACACCAUGAAAUGGUUAUUGGAUAUGAUUGAGACGGAUCCGGACAUCCUAGUCAGACAUGGUGCUCUACAGCUACUUAUAGAAAACCCUCCCUUUAAGAAGUCAGACAGCAAUCCUCUCAAUACAGAUGGCCUGGUGGAAAGACUCUGGAAGAUGAUGAACUCCUCACUGUCCCACGACAGCCGCCUGAGAUGUGGUAUUGCGGACUUGUACCAUGUUCUGUAUGGCCGCACACGACCAACCUGCCUGGCUAUACCAGAGAGUGUUCUAGUGCUCAACUUGAAAGAGAAAACCACCAUGCUGAAUCCAACCAUAGUUCCGGAGAAGACAGAGGAUGAGCUGUUUGAUGAGAUGUCACAAGCUGAGGAGACCACACCCACAAAGGGAUCGCAGUCCGAGGACAUCGAGAUGAUUGACGUCGAUGUCACGCCAGAGAAGAAGCCGUUAUUUGUGCGAGGGGAGUCACAUGAUCAGCGAGAAACUGGAACUAAGAGGAAGGCAUCAUCACCUUUGAUCGACCUCAAACCAAAUUUAGAAUCUAGUAAUUCGAAUAUAAGACCUGAACCAGUGCAAUCAGAUGACACGAAGCGGAUUCAAGCUCAAGAUUAAGAUGAAAUCAGAUUCAGAGUCUCCCAGCACUUCGGGGCAGCUCCAACAACCACCCCUUCUGCCAUCCCAACCACCAGAGAAGAAGAGAGAGAGUAGUGUCUGCCGACUCAGUGAAGACUCCAGCUCCCCAUCCCAAGC
Molecule: messenger RNA, 3560 nt
Organism: Haliotis rubra (blacklip abalone)
Lineage: Eukaryota; Metazoa; Mollusca; Gastropoda; Lepetellida; Haliotidae
Product: transcription initiation factor TFIID subunit 2-like
Exons: 30
Coding region: 132-3422 (1096 amino acids)
Biological process (GO): transcription initiation at RNA polymerase II promoter
Cellular component (GO): transcription factor TFIID complex
Molecular function (GO): transcription cis-regulatory region binding; chromatin binding; RNA polymerase II general transcription initiation factor activity
Source: RefSeq, a predicted model, not a curated record